Molecule: messenger RNA, 479 nt
Organism: Atta colombica
Lineage: Eukaryota; Metazoa; Arthropoda; Insecta; Hymenoptera; Formicidae
Gene: RpL35
Product: 60S ribosomal protein L35
Exons: 3
Coding region: 63-434 (123 amino acids)
Biological process (GO): translation; maturation of LSU-rRNA from tricistronic rRNA transcript (SSU-rRNA, 5.8S rRNA, LSU-rRNA)
Cellular component (GO): cytosolic large ribosomal subunit; ribosome
Molecular function (GO): structural constituent of ribosome; mRNA binding
Source: RefSeq, a predicted model, not a curated record
UUUAUCCCUUUCACGAUCAUCGUCCAUGAUUCUUUUCCUUAUUGAAAGAAAGCCGAUUCAAGAUGGCAAAAGUGAAGUGUUCUGAAUUAAGGACCAAAGAUAAGCGAGAGCUGAUGAAGCAGCUCGAACAGCUCAAAACAGAAUUGACUACUCUACGAGUGGCCAAAGUGACUGGAGGAGCUGCAUCAAAAUUGUCCAAGAUUCGUGUCGUGAGGAAAGCUAUUGCACGAGUGUAUAUUAUUAUGCACCAGAAACAAAAGGGAAAUCUCCGCUUACUUUACAAAAAUAAAAAGUACAAGCCCCUUGACUUGAGGCCCAAGAAAACGAGGGCUCUACGUCGUGUUCUUACUCCCUACCAAGCCAGUAGAAAAACGUUGAAGGAGAUACGUAAACGCUCUACGUAUCCACAGAGAAAAUAUGCUUUGAAAGCAUAGUAUGUACAUUUUUAAUUACUAUUCAAAAUAAAAAUUUCAUUAAAA